Messenger RNA from Penicillium taxi, 300 nucleotides. Its product is annotated as ferredoxin. Gene Ontology annotation, molecular function: 2 iron, 2 sulfur cluster binding; electron transfer activity. Bases 1 to 300 code for a protein of 99 amino acids. NCBI's taxonomy places the organism in Eukaryota, Fungi, Ascomycota, Eurotiomycetes, Eurotiales, Aspergillaceae. Gene Ontology annotation, biological process: electron transport chain. The transcript has a single exon. The record is from RefSeq and is a predicted model, not a curated record.
AUGGCCGUUUUUACCGUCACAUUGCAAAAUUCCGGCGAGGGCCUCGAUUCCAGCUUUCAGUGUGCCGAUGAUACAUAUAUACUAGAUGCGGCUGAGGAACAGGGCUUCGACUUGCCUUAUUCCUGUCGUGCCGGCGCAUGUUCUACCUGUGCUGGAAAGCUGGUUUCUGGUACAGUUGAUCAGGAUGAUCAAUCCUUUUUAGAUGAUGACCAGAUCGAGGCUGGAUACGUCCUACUUUGCGUCGCCUAUCCAACGAGCGACUGCGUUAUUACCACACACAAAGAAGAGGAAUUAUAUUGA